Molecule: messenger RNA, 7320 nt
Organism: Seriola dumerili (greater amberjack)
Lineage: Eukaryota; Metazoa; Chordata; Actinopteri; Carangiformes; Carangidae
Gene: kif13a
Product: kinesin family member 13A
Exons: 39
Coding region: 1-5826 (1941 amino acids)
Biological process (GO): regulation of protein localization; microtubule-based movement
Cellular component (GO): adherens junction
Molecular function (GO): microtubule binding; cell adhesion molecule binding; ATP binding
Source: RefSeq, a predicted model, not a curated record
AUGUCGGAUACAAAGGUAAAAGUUGCAGUGAGAGUUCGGCCCAUGAACCGCAGGGAAAUUGAACUGAACACAAAAUGUGUCGUGGAUAUGGAGGACAACCAAACAGUUCUUCACCCACCACCCUCAAAUGCAAAAGGAGAGAACAGGAAACAACCUAAGGUGUUCGCUUUUGACCACUGUUUCUGGUCCAUGGAUGAGUCCAACGUUCCCAAAUAUGCUGGUCAAGAGGUGGUGUUCAAGUGCCUUGGAGAGGGAAUACUUGAAAAUGCAUUCCAGGGAUAUAAUGCCUGCAUAUUUGCCAUAAUGCGACAAACAGGUUCAGGCAAGUCCUUUUCCAUGAUGGGGAACGGGGAGCAGCCGGGUUUAAUCCCUCGACUCUGCUGCUCGCUGUUUGAGAGGGUCCACAGGGAGGAAAAUGAGGCUCAUACUUUUAAGGUGGAGGUGUCUUACAUGGAGAUCUACAAUGAGAAGGUCCGUGACCUGCUGGAUCCCAAAGGGAGCCGACAGUCCCUAAAAGUUCGGGAACACAAAGUCCUGGGUCCAUACGUGGAUGGCCUGUCUCAGCUGGCUGUGACCAGCUUUGAGGACAUCGAGGUUUUAAUGUCGGAGGGGAACAAGUCUCGCACAGUUGCAGCCACCAACAUGAACGAGGAGAGCAGUCGUUCACAUGCUGUCUUCAGCAUCAUUGUCACACAAACACUUUAUGAUCUACAGUCCGGGAAUUCAGGGGAGAAAGUGAGCAAGCUGAGUCUGGUUGACCUGGCAGGAAGUGAGCGAGUCUCCAAGACCGGAGCUGCUGGGGAGAGACUCAAAGAGGGCAGCAAUAUAAACAAAUCUCUCACCACAUUAGGCUGUGUGAUUUCUGCUCUGGCUGAUCAGUCUGCAGGAAAGGGGAAGGCCAAGUUUGUGCCUUACAGAGACUCAGUCCUCACCUGGCUACUGAAGGACAACCUUGGCGGCAACAGCAAGACAGCCAUGAUCGCCACAGUGAGUCCAGCGGCUGACAACUACGAGGAGACUCUGUCCACGCUACGCUAUGCUGACAGGGCCAAGAGAAUCGUCAACCACGCCGUGGUGAAUGAAGACCCCAACGCUCGGAUCAUCAGAGAGCUCAGGGAGGAGGUGGAGAAGCUCAAAGUUCAGCUCUCGCAGGCCGAGUCCAUGAAGGCUCCUGAACUGAAGGAGAAACUGCAUGAGUCUGAGAAACUCAUCCAGGAGAUGACUGUCACCUGGGAGGAGAAACUAAGGAAGACGGAGGAGAUUGCCACUGAGCGUCAGAAACAGUUGGAGAGCAUGGGCAUCUCUUUGGAAACAUCUGGGAUUAAAGUGGGUGAAGACAAGUGUUUCCUCGUCAAUCUAAAUGCUGAUCCUGCCCUAAAUGAGCUACUGGUCUACUACCUGAAGGAGCACACACGUGUGGGCGCAGACACGUCUCAGGACAUCCAGCUCUUUGGGAUCGGGAUCCAGCCGGAGCACUGCGUCCUGGAGCUCUGCCCAGAUGGUGACAUCACCCUAACGCCCAUAGGGAAUGCCAGGACCUGUGUGAACGGAACAAUGAUUGAUUCCUUGGUGCACCUGUGGCAUGGGGACCGUAUCUUAUGGGGCAACAACCACUUCUUCAGGAUCAAUCUGCCCAACCGAAAGCGGCGGGACCGUUUGAAGGAGCUGGAGAGAGCGUCUCCCAGAGAGAGCUACAUCGAGGCAGAUGUGGAGACCGCCAGCGAGGCCUCUUCUGAGCAGGACUACAGCUAUGAGUUCGCCCAGAUGGAGGUCAUAAUGAAGACACUUGGGAACAACGACCCCAUGCAGAAUGUGGUCCAAGUGCUGGAGAAGCAGUACCUGGAGGAGAAGCAGACGGCCCUGGAGGAGCAGAGGAUGAUGUAUGAGCGAGAGCUGGAGUCGCUCCGGCAACAGCUGUCUCCUGAGAAAACGCCGCAGCACCACCGCAGCAGCAGUGACCGCCUUACGUUCCCGACACACACACCACACAGCAAGCUGCGACUGUGGACGGAAGAGCGAGAUGAGCUUUUUCGUCAGAGCCUGUCUCGACUCAGGGAGCAGGUCGUGAAAGCCAACACCUUGGUGCGAGAAUCCAACUUUUUGGCUGAGGAGAUGAACAAACUGACUGACUAUCAGGUCACCCUUCAGAUUCCCGCAGCCAACCUCAGCGCCAACCGCAAGCGUGGAGCCAUAGUGAGCGAGCCGGCCAUCCAGGUGCGGAGGAAAGGGAAAGGCACCCAGGUGUGGACCAUAGAGAAGCUGGAGAACAAACUGGUGGACAUGAGAGACCACUACAGGGACUGGAAGGAAGGCACAGAGGAGCAUAACAAAGCAAACAGUAAGCACUGUGAUCCAUUCUAUGAAGCGCAAGAGAACCACAACCUGAUAGGGGUGGCCAACAUUUUUCUGGAGUGCCUUUUCCAAGAUGUUAGACUGCAAUAUGCUGUCCCCAUCAUCAGCCAGCAGGGAGAGGUUGCAGGCAGGUUGCACAUUGAGCUGAUGCGAGUCAGCGGUGCUGUACCAGAGCGCCUGUCCGGGGGAGAUGACUCAUCAGAAAACUCCAGUGAGAGUAGCUGCUACGAGGUUAUGGACACCAACGGGGAGAUCGUCCACAUGUCCAAGAGGCUCACCUGCAGGGUGCGGAUCAGGGAGGCCACAGGUCUGCCGCUCAACUUGUCCAACUUUGUCUUCUGUCAGUACACCUUCUGGGAGCACGGCGAGCCCACUGUGGCUCCUCCCAUGGUCAGCCCAGACAGACCCUCUCCUCGAAGCCCAGAUGCCCAGUUCACUGUCCAGUUUGAUCACUGCAAGGACUAUGUUGUGCACGUGUCGGAUGAGUUCUUAGAGUUUAUAUCCGACGGAGCAUUGGCCAUAGAAGUUUGGGGUCACCGCUGCGCUGGGAAUGGACGAUCACUCUGGGAGUUAGACGCACUGGAGGCCAAGACCCAGACUCUCCGAGACAGGUGGAGUGAGGUGUCUCGCAGGAUCGAGCUCUGGCUCUCCAUCCAGGAGCUGAAUGAGCAGGGAGAGUACUCAUCUGUGGAGCUGCACUCUGGAAAAGACAUCAGCACAGGGGGAGUCUUCCAACUCCGACAGGGUCACUCCAGGAGGCUGCAGGUGUGUGUGAAACCAGUCCAGAACUCAGGCACGCUGCCUCUGCUGGUGGAGGCUGUGCUGUCCGUCUCUAUCGGCUGUGUGUCAGCUCGCUCCACCAAACUACAGAGACCGCUCGACAGCUACCAGAGAGAGGCGGAAGAGGAUAUGGAUAGUUAUCAGGAAGAAGAUCUCAACUGUGUUAGAGAGCGCUGGUCAGAAGCCCUGAUCAAACGCCGGGAGUACCUUGACGAACAAAUCAAGAAAAUCAUCAACAAACACGAAAAGUCAGAGGAGGACAUUGAGCGUGAGGCUCGGCUGGUGGAGCAGUGGGUUGGACUGACAGAAGAGAGAAAUGCAGUGCUGGUACCUGCACCUGGCAGUGGCAUCCCUGGAGCUCCUGCAGACUGGACCCCACCUACAGGAAUGGAAGCUCACAUCCCUGUACUCUUCCUGGAUUUGAAUGCGGAUAAUCUGACAGUGAAUGAGCAGCUGACCGGCCCACAUGCCGCAGGCGUUAACUCUAUCCUGCCUAAGGAGCAUGGAAGCCAGUUCUUCUAUCUGCCCAUCAUCAGGCACAGUGUUGAGGAGGUGUCUGCUGUGUGCUCCUGGGACUCAUCCAUCCAUGAUUCUGUGCACCUCAACCGGGUCACGUCUCCUAACGAACGCAUCUACCUGAUCAUCAAAGCCACGGUGCAGCUCAGCCACCCUGCCUCCAUGGAGCUGGUGCUCCGCAAGAGGAUCGCUGUCAACAUCUAUAACAAACAGAGUUUCACUCAGAGUCUCAAGAGAAGAAUGUCUCUAAAGAACACACUUUACUCCUGUGGUGUGACUUAUGAGAUCGUGUCCAACAUACCAAAGGCCUCAGAAGAGCCAGAGGAGAGGGAAACCUUGGCCCUCAUGGCUGCUCGCGGUGACAGCGAGGAGACUCAGGAUGGAGAAACCUACAUAGAGAAAUACACACGGGGAGUUCUGGAAGUAGAGAACAUCCUCAGUCUAGAGAGGCUACGGCAGGCUGUGACAGUGAAGGAAGCGCUCGCUGCUAAGGGAAGACACCUAAGAAGGAGUAUCAGCACACCAAAUUCUUCAUGUAGUAAAAUAGACCUGACAGUUUGCGAGGAUGAAGACUGUAAGGACCACUGUGAUCAUGUGGACAGCUCCAACUGCAAUCCCCAGGAUGGCUCCCUUUGCAGCACACCCAUCAAAAGCAAAGAGAACCAAGGUUUGGUUCCAGAGAGCCCUACCUUUUUCAACUCCAGCCCCUUCAAAGUCCUCUCCCCUCAGCCACCGAAGUUCCUCAAGUCUCUGCUGCCUGUCAAAGAAGAGAACAAGGCGAAGAAAGCCCUGGAGGCCCGGCCGCUGCUGGGACAAGAGGACUCUGAGGACGAGGAGACAGAUGUGCACAUGACUCUGAAUCUCAAUCGGGGCCCUCAGGACCACAGCGGCUUCCAGCCUUAUAUCCCAGAGGACUUUGCAAACUUUGAGAUCUACAACGCCACUCUGGAGAGCCAGGAGGGGUUUUUACCCUCUCGUUCUGACAUGAAGGGAAGCCGGUGCGGAGGCGGGAGCGGAGAGAGAGAGGUGCCACGAAGCCCCACGGCCAGCAGUUGCACUAGUGGCUACUUUUCACACAGUGCCUCCAACGCCACGCUGUCUGACAUGCCUUUCAGUGCCAGUGAGAGCUCUGACCACCUCAGCUGCACCUCCAGAGACACCCAGGACCCCCUCGGCUGUCCCGCUGGACGAGGCUGCACCCAAACCAAAAGUGUUUCUGCAGGGAGUGACGCCCAACUGCCUCCUCCAUCAGCACGUGGGCUACAGGAACAACUCACUCACCAUCAGGGCUCCUCAUCUGUCAGUAUUCUUAAUUGCACAGACAAGCAGCCAACAUUCCCUCUGCCUCACAACUGUGUUCUCAGCACCAGCCAGGAAUUCACUGACUUUAAAGGGGCUGAUGACAGUAUUGGAGAGAGUGAUUUAGGACAUUUUACAGAGGGAUGGGAGCAGGAGGGUUUGGAGCAGAAGAAACCAGAUAAUGCAGAAAAACGUGACACUGGCAAUCAAGACUCCUCUGUUGUCCCUGGAAUUAUCGACACAUCUAAUCCUGAAAAUGCAAUAUGCAAAUGUCCUGACAAUGAAGACUCUGUUAGUGUACCUGUGUCCUGCCCUAACUCAACUGUAGUUUGCACCUCAGUCAGAGCUCCAGUAAGUGCGUCUGACAAAGUCCCAGCUCCAUCUCCAGCCCAAAUAAUUCCCUCUGCAUCAGUCCCACCUCCAGCAUCACCAUCCCUAGUCACCCCUCCAUCUACAGCCCCAUCCUCUGCCCCAGCUCCGCGAGCAGGAGGAGAACCUCCCAUCCAGGAGCCAGCACAAGGAGACCUGCCCCACGGGAGUCCCUGCCCCAGCCCUAACCCCAGCAGUGCGGAGCCCUCGGGGGACUCCAGCGGGGAUGAAAGCACCCCUGUGGCUCAGCUUCCUGACUGGAUGGCCCCCGGGGAACAGGUGUGGGUGGGGAAGAGGAGAGGAACAGUCCACUACGUUGGAGGGGUAGAGUUUGCUAAGGGCAUCUGGAUUGGUGUGAAGCUGGACAUGGCAGUGGGAAAGCACAACGGGACUGUCCAGGGCAGAGUGUACUUCCGCUGCCCCCCAGGCCACGGUGUGUUUGUCAAGCCAUCUCGUCUCACCAGAGGACCGCCCUCCAUGGACACAGAACCCCAGACUCUGAUCAGAUAGGACCCAAAGAAGGACCAGCUUUCUGAGGGAAAGCAGAGACCUGAGCGUGGUCCUCAGAUCCAGUGCCUAUGGGUGAACUGCGGGCUGACUUCAGUCUCUGAGCUGAUGUAUUCUGUUGGCGUGUCUGCUUUCCUGACACGUACCUGACCUGUGCAUUUAAUGAAGGUAUAUCCUAAUUACUGUUCACUGAAACUUCUCUAUGCACAUGUCUGACUUUUCUAUACGUUGAUAUUUUUGAUAGAGAACUUAACUUUUAACUGGGAGUCCAUAUGGAAACAUUACCCACGUACUUUUUCUUAAAUUGGUUUCUGAACAGUAUAUAUAAUAUUUUUUAUAAGACAAUGCAUCCACCCCUGAGGCUCAUAGUGGAGUAAUCUGGGAAAUGAAGAUUAAGAAUGUACUACUGUUAAUAAACAUUGAUAUUUACAUCAAUAUGAUACGUCAGGGGUAACCAAAGAACUACGGUUCCAUAUCUGCUGUUAUGAGUAAUAUGUUAUUUUUCUAAUGUACAUAUGUGGAGGUAUUCACUAUAUAUCUAUGUGUCCAAGUAAAGCUUAGUGCCAUAUCUCUAGGAGUAAUGCCACAUACCCUGAACGGAGGACAAAACUGCAAAACCUGAGUUGCUUUCAGUGUUUGAUUGCAGUUAUGACAUUAAAUUAUCCUGUUGAAGUACUGUAACACUGUGGAGGAAAUAAUCCCCAUCCAGCAUGAGACUGUUAAUGUUUGAAUGCUUGCACUGGAAAGGAUUCUUGGAGAGUUCAUCGACUGUCUUCCAUAUUGGACUGAUGAAAUAUUUUCUAACUGAAGUAACUGAAGUGACUGAAGCAACGUGUGUCAUCACUUUAAUCCGUGGAACGAAGCAGCUAGGCUUUGUAUAAGGCCUGGAUAUACUGAUGCCUUAUUGCCCUGUUCCCACAAAGAAAGGCACAUAAACCCCAGACUACUCAAUGAACUCCAUAACAAGUUCGCUGAGUUAUAAACAAUAACAAUCUGUAUGGACCUGAAACCUGUGUAUGUAUAUCAUGAUGCCCAGAGGCAUUCAAAAUGCCAUCCAGCCUCGUUGACUGAUUGAUUGAAUACCUUUUUAACUGACUGUUCAUCUGCAUUUUAUAUUUUAACUGACUGAUGUUUAACACUACAUGUCAAAAGGUACUCAAUGAUGCAAUUUUUCACAUGGGCGGUUGGAUGAAUGGGUGCUGGACAGUAUCAGGCGAGGGAAAACGGUGCAAAAGUAGUGUAGUUAUGGAGAGAAGUUGUCCGAUGAACUUAUAUUUUUAUGGAAGUGGUGAACUGUGGAACUGACAAGAAAUAGUUAUAUAUUCAAGAAAUUGAAAGAAACCCAAGACCUUACUUUAAAGAAGAGAACAAAGCUGCUCUCCCUGAGAAGGAGUUGUAAAUAGAAAUGUAUUUGAACAUAGUAUUUACACUAUUAUAAUGUACAGAAUUGUAUUUAUAAUGUAUCUCAAACUGUUUUAAUUGGUACAAAAUGUUCUA